AUGUAUAGAAAUUUGGGUUAAUCCUAUUAAGCAAUGAAUAUUAUACAUGAGGAAAAUGGUAAUUAAUUAUGGUUGGGUGAUUAUACAGCUGCCUAAGACAAGUCUACUCUUGAUAAUAAAGGAAUUAGAACAGUUUUAACAGUUGCAUGUUAACUUAAUAUAAAAUAUAAUGAUUAGAAUAUGAAUCAUAAAGUAAAAAUUAUACAUAAUAUUAUAGACAUAUUCAAUUCUUGAUUCAGAAUAAGCAAAUGUGGCUUAAUUUUUUGAUGAAUCUUUUUAUCUUAUUAAAAAUGGAUUGAAAUUUGGAUCUGUUCUUGUACAUUGUGCUGCUGGAGUUUCAAGAUCAGCAUCAAUAGUUAUAGCUUAUCUUAUGAGAAAUAAAGGAUGGACAUAUAGUGAAGCUUUUUCUUAUGUUAAAAGUAAAAGAUUUGUCAUUUGUCCAAAUAGUGGUUUUUAACGAUAAUUGAAAAAUUAUGAGAAAUAAUUAAGACAAUCAAAAGAAUAAGAAAAAUUAAAUAAUAAUAAAGAAUUAGAAUGUAGUUAACAUAUUGUUUCUGAUAAAUAAUAAGAUAAUGUUAAUGUUCUUGAAAUUAAAAAAUCUGAAUAAUUAGUAAAAUUGGGUAAUGAAAAAAAAGUAGAGUCUUCUAUUUAAAAUGAAUUUAGAUAGACUAAUAAAAAUAAUGAAUUCUUAGGAAAUAAUUAAAAAUAAGAAACUAAAUCAAAUUUUAGAGUAUAAAAUAGAAAUUGUAUGCUUACUUCUAAAUUUAAUAAUACAAGAACAAAUAUGUAAUAAAAUAAAAUCAAUUUAUAAACUAUGUAAACAACAUACAAUUCAUCUUAUGCUGGACCUUAAAUUGUUACACAUGCAUAAAAUAAGUUAUUUGAUAAAUAUCCUUUAUCGAUUUUACCUGGAAUUUCUGGAAAAUCUAAUUAUAACAUAAAUAAUAGAAGAAAUCAAUGA
Molecule: messenger RNA, 961 nt
Organism: Paramecium pentaurelia
Lineage: Eukaryota; Ciliophora; Oligohymenophorea; Peniculida; Parameciidae
Source: the annotation of a GenBank genome assembly